Messenger RNA from Talaromyces stipitatus ATCC 10500, 1233 nucleotides. RefSeq lists its product as uncharacterized. The record is from RefSeq and is a predicted model, not a curated record. Lineage: Eukaryota; Fungi; Ascomycota; Eurotiomycetes; Eurotiales; Trichocomaceae. The coding region runs from base 1 to 1233 and encodes 410 amino acids. The transcript is spliced from 2 exons.
AUGGAGGACGCCUCCUGUCCAUUUGUCCACCACGCUGGAAAUAAUUUUCCAGAGAAAGCAUCAUCAUUUUUAUUUGUGAAUAAAAAUGCGUUGUCAGGUAAAUUGACACGAAGUGAUACGAUUGAUGAGAAGGUCAACAUCCUCAGUCAUGUCCAACAACGGCGCCGCCAAAGAGCAGAGAAAGUAAUCAAGUCUACUCUGGGUUGGGAAAAGUCUGGUUUAUCUGUUAUUGCAACUAGUAAAGAGCAGACUGCAAGCAAGUCGAAUGCACAACACGUGCCGACUGUUCAAAAAUCGACCAAGGAUCUCCUACGAAUCUAUCCCAUGGACAAUGCAACAGAUCCUUUCCAUAGUACUAUUGUUGGGACAGAGGCUCAAAUGUGGACUAAAAUCCCGACUAGGUGCGCUAGUAUUUUGAAGACAGUCAAUCAUGGUAGGGAGGCAUCUCGUAUACAUUUACAAGCAAUGAUCGAGCUGGUUAAGAGCAUAGGCGGAUGGCAUAAAAUAGAUGCUUAUGUUCUGGAAAGCAUGAUAUUGGUCGACAAAUUCUCAGCCAUGAUCGAUAUGACACAUCCGAUCUUGCCUAUGACAUGGGUGCCAGAGCCUUUGAUUCAGUAUAACCCUGAAUACCAACAUUCAGAAACAGCCGACAAUCUUCGCCGGUUAGGGGGGAAUUUCGUCCCAAUGACGGUGUAUUAUGAGCUUGCCAAAACUCUCCAGGAUAUUGCCGACUUUUGCCGAAUAGCACAAUGGAUCUGGAGUCGCCAGGAUGUGAGUUCAAAGGAUGAAAGUGACAUGUUUCUACAUCUGCAGUCCCUCAACUAUCGUUUACUUUUGCUUGACAAGCUAUCGAGUACCGAAAACUGUAUUCGCCUUGCGGCGCUGGUCUUUCUACAGAAUAUCAUACAUUACCAGGGAGCCCAGCUGUCUGCGAUUCUCGUUAUACGGCAUCUCAAGAACGCGCUUAGCGAGGUAUCACCACAUAUUCAGCAUUCAUGGGACGACGAAUGCAUGCUCUGGAUAUUAUGUACAGGUGCAAUGGCCACAGAAGCUACCGAUGAAAGAGAGUGGUUUCUAGCAAGAACUGCCUAUAUGUCUAAAAAUUUGUCAGUAGAUCUGGGAGGACUAGCGUUUCGAGAACUUCUUGAAGGAUACUUAUUUAUCUGGGAAAAGCAGGAUUAUCAACUAUCUGCAAUGCUUGAAAAUCUUUGCUUUGCGAUGGAUGACGCGUGA